AUAAGCGAAUUUAUACAUAGUAAAAGGUCAUGAAUCGCGUGAAAAGAUUCAGGACCAAUUUCGGUGUUACACCUCAAGCAAAACCGGAUGUCUUUUAGUGCUGCACCAAUUCCUUUUCCGCCCUCUUUCAACUCAGACCUGGAAAGAUGACGAAGGGUACGUCAUCUUUUGGAAAGCGUCGCAACAAGACGCACACCUUGUGCCGCCGUUGCGGGUCCAAAGCUUAUCACCUGCAGAAAUCUACCUGCGGCAAGUGCGGCUAUCCCGCCAAGCGCAAGAGAAAGUAUAACUGGAGUGCCAAGGCCAAGAGGCGCAGCACCACUGGAACUGGCCGUAUGAGACACAUGAAGGUCGUGUUCCGUAGAUUCAGGAAUGGAUUCCGUGAAGGAACUGUCCCCAAACCCAGACGGGCAGCAGUGGCUGCAUCCAGCUCCUCAUAAUACAUGCUCCCAAUAAACAUGUCAACAACAAA
This is a messenger RNA of Tachysurus fulvidraco (yellow catfish), 472 nucleotides long. RefSeq names its product ribosomal protein L37 (gene rpl37). Gene Ontology annotation, molecular function: structural constituent of ribosome; RNA binding. Gene Ontology annotation, cellular component: ribosome; cytosolic large ribosomal subunit. Lineage: Eukaryota; Metazoa; Chordata; Actinopteri; Siluriformes; Bagridae. The transcript has 4 exons. Gene Ontology annotation, biological process: translation. The record is from RefSeq and is a predicted model, not a curated record. The coding region runs from base 147 to 440 and encodes 97 amino acids.